Molecule: messenger RNA, 2513 nt
Organism: Oncorhynchus gorbuscha (pink salmon)
Lineage: Eukaryota; Metazoa; Chordata; Actinopteri; Salmoniformes; Salmonidae
Product: oocyte zinc finger protein XlCOF6.1-like
Exons: 1
Biological process (GO): regulation of transcription by RNA polymerase II
Molecular function (GO): DNA-binding transcription factor activity, RNA polymerase II-specific; RNA polymerase II cis-regulatory region sequence-specific DNA binding
Source: RefSeq, a predicted model, not a curated record
UUGACAUGUAUAUCACACCAACUGACUGGUUCUUCUGAUGUUCACACAGGAGACCAUGUUGAGACAUUCUCUACAUCCAGAGAGCAUCAGCAGGAAGAUCAGAGAGCAAAGAGGUUUCAUCACUGCCCACAUUGUGAAGACAUUUUCCCAUUUCAAUCAAAGCUAAGAAUACACCUAAAAAUACACACAGGAGAGAAGCCUUACUCCUGCUCUGACUGUGGUAAACGUUUUAAAACAUCAACUCAGCUAAAAGUUCACCAGAAGACACACACAGGAGAGAAGCCUUACGUCUGCUCUGACUGUGGAAAAUGUUUUAAAACAUCAAAUAAGUUUAAAGUUCAUCAGAAGACACACACAGGUGAGAAGCCUUUCUUCUGCCCUGACUGUGGAACUAGUUUCUCUCAUCUUUCCCACUUAAAAUAUCAUGAACGUAUACAUACAGGAGAGAAGCCAUACUCCUGCUCUGACUGUGGAAAAUGUUUUAAAACAUCAAAUGAGCUAAAAGUUCACCAGAGAACACACACAGGAGAGAAGCCUUUCUUCUGCCCUGACUGUGGAACUAGUUUCUCUCAUCUUUCUAACUUAAAAUCACAUGAACGUAUACAUACAGGAGAGAAGCCUUACGUCUGCUCUGACUGUGGCGCAAGUUUCUCUCGUCUGGACACCUUAAAAACACACCAACGUAUACACACAGGAGAGAAGCCUUACUCUUGCUCUGACUGUGGAAAAUGCUUCACAACGUUAACUGAUCUAAAAGUUCAUCAGAGAACACACACAGGAGAGAAGCCUUAUUCCUGCUCUGACUGUGGAAAAAAAUUUAAAACAUCAACUCAGUUAAAAGUUCAUCAGAGAACACACACAGGCGAGGAGUCAUACGUCUGCUCUGACUGUGGAAAAUGUUUUAAAACAUCAAAAGAGCUAAAAGUUCAUCAGAGAACACACACAGGAGAGAAGCCUUAUUCCUGCUCUGACUGUGGAAAAUGUUUUAAAACAUCAAAUAAGCUUAAAGUUCAUCAGAGAACACACACAGGAGAGAAGCCUUACGUCUGCUCUGACUGUGGAACUAGUUUCUCGCAACUUUCCAACUUAAAAUCACAUGAACGUAUACAUACAGGAGAGAAGCCAUACUCCUGCUCUGACUGUGGAAAAUGCUUCAAAACAUCUACUAAGAUAAAAGUUCAUCAGAGAACAUGUGCAGGAGAAAAGUCUUACUCCUGUUCUGACUGUGGGGUGAGUUUCUCUCGACUGAAUACCUUAAAAGCACACCAACAUAUACACACAGGAGAGAAGCCAUACUCCUGCUCUGUGGAAGGGUGGGCGUGUAACUCAAACUUCUAGCCAAAGGCUGCUGUGUUUAGAAUCUCAUCAAGGUUAACUGUAGCAUUUUAGCUAAUUAGCAACUUUACAACUACUUACUACUUUUUAGCUAUUACUUAGCAUGUUAGCUUAGCAUGCAACUACUUAGUAUGUUAGCUAACCUUUCCCCUAAAACCAUUUAACCCCUCACCCCUAACCUAGCUAACAUUAGCAACAACAAAUUGGAAUUCGUAACAUAUCAUACAUAUUACUAGUUCGUAACAUAUUGUAUGAAUAACAAUGCGUAAAAUAACAUAACAAUUGUAAUUCUUAACAUACGAUACGUCCUACAAGUCGUAUUAUACUGAACAACAAUCUAAACGCAACACUUUCAAAUAUUUAUAUUUCGUAUAAGAAAAUCAGUCAUUUUAAAUAAACGAGUCCAUAAUCUAUGGAUUUCACAUGACUGGGCAGGGGCUCAUCCAUGGGUGGGACUUUGGAGGGCAUCGGCCCACUUGGGAGCCAGGCCCAGCCAAUCAGCAUGAGUUUUUUUCCCCUCAAAAGGUCUUUAUUGCAGACAAACAUACUACUCAGCCCCCUCCCAGACAAUCCUGCAGGUGAAGAGGUCCUGGGCUGCCGUGGUUACAUGUGAUCUGCAGUUGUGAGGCCGGAUGGAUGUACUGCCAAAUUUUCUAAAAGGACGUUAGAGGAGACUUAUGGUAGAGAUAUAAAUAUUGAAAUCUCUCCUGCAGUCAUCAUGACAAUUGCACAUUCCCUGAACUUGAGAUAUCUGACAUUGUGUUGUGUGGUCUUUUAUUGUCCCCCAACACAAGGUGCAGUUGUGUAAUGAUAAUGCUGUUUUAUCAGCAUCUUGAUAUGCCACACCUGUCAGGUGGAUGGAUUAUCUUGACAAAGGCUGAAAUGCUCACUUACAGGGAUAGUAACAAAGUUGGGUACAACAUUUGAGAGAGAUAAGCCUUUUCUGCACAUGGAACAUUGCUGGAAUGUUUUAUUUCAGCUCAUGAAACCAACACUUUACAUGUUUACUUUAUAUUUCAGUUCAGGUUACAUUGGUAGGCCAAUGUCAUGUAACCUAACAUACUAAAUGGAAUGACACAGAUGUUUUUGUAAUACAUAAUACGUUUUGCUCUGAGACCAGGUUGUCCCUCUGCAGUAUUUUGUGAGAAUGAGCUAGUAGACACUAAUUUUAAAAAUAA